Rhinopithecus roxellana (golden snub-nosed monkey) is the source of this 5348-nucleotide messenger RNA. RefSeq lists its product as uncharacterized. Bases 324 to 1358 code for a protein of 344 amino acids. The record is from RefSeq and is a predicted model, not a curated record. Lineage: Eukaryota; Metazoa; Chordata; Mammalia; Primates; Cercopithecidae. The transcript has 2 exons.
GGCCACCCGGAAGCCCCUGCUGCCUCUGGGAUUGCUGGGAGAGGCCGAGGCAGUGCUCAUAUCUGCACAGAGAUUCCUCCGGCAUUGCUGGGAGAGGCCGAGGCAGUGCUCAUAUCUGCACAGAGACCCCUCCGGCAUUGCUGGGAGAGGCCGAGGCAGUGCUCAUAUCUGCACAGAGACCCCUCCGGCAUUGCUGGGAGAGGCCGAGGCAGUGCUCAUAUCUGCACAGAGACCCCUCCGGCAUUGCUGGGAGAGGCCGAGGCAGUGCUCAUGUCUGCACAGAGACCCCUCCGGCAUUGCUGGGAGAGGCCGAGGCAGUGCUCAUGUCUGCACAGAGACCCCUCCGGCAUUGCUGGGAGAGGCCGAGGCAGUGCUCAUGUCUGCACAGAGACCCCUCCGGCAUUGCUGGGAGAGGCCGAGGCAGUGCUCAUAUCUGCACAGAGACCCCUCCGGCAUUGCUGGGAGAGGCCGAGGCAGUGCUCAUAUCUGCACAGAGACCCCUCCGGCAUUGCUGGGAGAGGCCGAGGCAGUGCUCAUAUCUGCACAGAGACCCCUCCGGCAUUGCUGGGAGAGGCCGAGGCAGUGCUCAUAUCUGCACAGAGACCCCUCCGGCAUUGCUGGGAGAGGCCGAGGCAGUGCUCAUAUCUGCACAGAGACCCCUCCGGCAUUGCUGGGAGAGGCCGAGGCAGUGCUCAUAUCUGCACAGAGACCCCUCCGGCAUUGCUGGGAGAGGCCGAGGCAGUGCUCAUAUCUGCACAGAGACCCCUCCGGCAUUGCUGGGAGAGGCCGAGGCAGUGCUCAUAUCUGCACAGAGACCCCUCCGGCAUUGCUGGGAGAGGCCGAGGCAGUGCUCAUAUCUGCACAGAGACCCCUCCGGCAUUGCUGAUGGGCCGCCUUCAGCUUCAGGGAAGAAGCCUAGGAGAGGGGGCAUGGGAGAGACCUGGGCCUGUUCAGAUUGGCCACCUCUGCUGAGAAGUCCAUACCAGUACACCCCUAAUAAGUUAUGCCACAUACCAACGUGCUGUGGAUGUUAUAACCUGCAUCAAAAUAAUUCUAAACAAUGCUGCUCAUUUACACAGAAGCUCUGUUUCUUCAUGUACUCCAGGGGACCACCAUGGCACCCCCAAGGCUGCAGCCACCUCCUUUUGAAGACAGCUGUCCUGAAGCUUCCCCUUAAACCCAGGGCUGUUCUCGGCCAUCUGGACUCCUCUCUUGCCACUCCUCCCUGUGGCCUGGCCUCCCCCAAUCCCCACCCUCCAUUCCACACUCAGCCAGACAUUGCUGUCCCCGUAAGGAAGGGCUUUGCUUGCAGCCUUUGGGUGCCCAGCUUCUCUCGCUGUGGCCUUAUUUUAAGGUAACACAUUUACAGGCUUGAGUGAUUGAACACUUGGUAUCAAAUUACUUGUCACGUACCCUAACCCCCAGCUCAUGGCCUCCUUGGGUGAGAAGUACAGGCCACCUUAGGUGGCAGGAGGUGUCUGCCAGCCUGGGGGAAGCGGCUUAGAAACUCAUCCUGCAGGGAGGGGAAUGGAGGGAAUGUGGAAGGAGGGAAGGCUCUGCCUUCCUCUUCUGAUGGGAACAGGGUUUCCCAAGCUGACCUUAAAUUGGUCAAAUGUCGGAGAGUCACGCAGCGGUGGAGACCUGCUGAGGGCCGCAGGCACUGCUUUACUCCAGUUGCCCAUCUGCAGGCCCUGUGCUUGCACAGGAACCCUCACUGGAGAGAGAGGCACCUGGCUCCUGUGUCUAAGCCCAUCAUGCUGGGACCAGGGUGAGAGUCUGGGGACAGACCUCAGACUGCCUGUCACCCUCUCGGACUUCCACCCACAUGCCACUUUCCAGGACACAGCUCCCACUUGUGCGCUUUCAUAUUGAUAGUGCUUCCUGCAGGCACAAAUAUGAAUGGCAUUUCAGCCGCCACCACCCAGACUCCUUUCUGGUACCAAAGUGCUCAUUGUUGCAUCCUAUCCCCCACCCAGCAGUCAGGUAUCGUCACUGUGCAAAUAUUUCUUGGGCUUGGGAAGCCUCUGACUAAACAAACCUCCCCAUCCGCCUAGACUUUGAUGACGACCCACGGGCAGGGAACCUCAUGCCUAAGUGAUCUGUGAAACUGACCCAUGAGGUACUGAUCCAAAGGAUCCUGAGAGGUCAGGGAGGUCCUGAUUUGAAAGGAUCCCACCAUCCCCUGCCAGAAACUGAAUUUUCAUCAAGCUCUUUCAGUUGCAAAGAACAGAGACACCCUGAAGGUAACUCAAGAGACAAAAGGGAGCUCGCUGGAACCCUAGGGCAGGAACUGCAGUGCCCAGGCCUGGGGCCAAAACAACCACACACCAUGAAGGAGGCAGCAGGGUGACACUGCAGUCACUAGUCUGAGCUUGAAGGGGCAGCUCUACCACUACAAGCUGUGUGGCCUCCAGCAAGUUUCUUAAUCUCUCUAUAGCUGUUUCUUCAUCUGUACAAUAAGAAUGGUGGAAUAGUGCCUGCUCUGUGGAUUAUGAUUAAGUAAUCCUAGAAUAGUGCCUGGCCCAUAGUAAUUGCUCAAUACACGUGAGCAAUUAUCAUCUUCUCUGCCUUUGCCUGCUCCGCCCUCCUCUCCCUGCUACUGACAGUUCCCGGAGAGGUGCUGCUCCCCUAGAACUAUAUUCAGCACUGCCCUGGUUGCACCAGCCCCACCCCUGACUGACCACCUGCAGCACUGUGACCACUCCCCUCCUAAUGGCUGAAUCUUGAAUGAGAGGAUCUGAUUAGUCCCACUCAUUUUUCCAUGGGUCAGUAGGCAGCCUGUAGACUGAUUUUCCCUGGAUAGGUGCCUUCUCUUGAUCCAAUCGGCUAUGACCAGGAGGCAUGGGCCUCAGGACACAUACAGCUGCUUUUGCAGCUGGAGUGCUAAGUGGGCAAUGCCCUGGGCCCUUCCGGUCCCCUGUGUCAGCCCAUCACGCCAUGCCGUGUCCUUUCUGGGAAUGGGUACAAUGCAGGUCCCUCUAGAGAGGGCAGACAACAGAACACACCCCCUUAAACACCCUCCUUUCUCCUUUGCAUCAUCAUCACCUAAGGGUCCACCCAUGGAGGGGCUCCUGUCCUGGUUGUGGUCUUGGAAUGAAGAUGACAAUGGGAAUACUGACGUGCCUCCUGCACUGUACUGCUAAUACGAUGCUUCACUUAUCAAUGAACUCUCUCUCAGUCACACCUUUGAUUGGGAACCUCUCCAAUCAACAACCUUGGGAGGUGGGUUUUGUUCCCAAGAAAGGUGAAGAGAUCACGGGGCCUCCACAGUACAGGGCGGGGCCUGGGAGCGCAAGGCCUUGCCCUCGGAAGACACCACAUAGUGCCGGCUCACCCAUCCUGGGCAGAGGCAGGAGCCUCCCCGAAUCGCCGCAGCAGAAGGACCCCUCUGGAUCCAUGGAAACUUGCAUGACCAGGAGUCCUCUAUGGGAGUGCCCAGGGGAGGAAGAUACAUGGGUCGAGGGGCCUCUUGGGUGCCAGAACCCCCACUUGCCAGCCCCACCCCACCACCAGCUUCGCCCCACUGGCUGCAGAGGAAUGCCAGUGCUCUGUGAUGCCUGCUACCCCAGCUCCUCUGCAGCAGGAGUAGAGGCCCCUUAAGCAGCGGUCGCAAGAGGCUGGACAUUGCCCCAAAUAGAGUGUUCAGAAGAUGCCCGAAAGCAUGGGCAGCCACGGGAACUGCGUUGGGUCGUGGGACCCCACAAUCCUGAUCACUCGCUGACGGCAUCGUGGCUGGGUUCCAGAGCCAUUGUGUUCCCCAUGGGCUGGCCCACAGCUCAGAGAUGCUGACACACCAAUGUAGUGGCCCCCAGCACAGGUAGGGGCUGUCAUUGUUUUCUUGUUCUUGUUCCCGCUCACCCUCAGUUUCUCACUCUCAACUGUCUCUGGAAUUUGGCAAGAAGUCCUUGUGGACUUCUUUAAAAAUAUGUAUCAUUGUUUUUUGAACCACUUGAUAACAGGUAGCAUAAAUGGUGCCCCGUUCCCCUUAAUACUUCAGUAUGUGUUUACCAAGAACAAAGGUCAUCCCUGUAUCUGACCACAGUGGAGUUAACAAAUAGGACAUUCAACACUGCCGCUGUGCUCUUAUCUAAUCCACCACCCCAUUUCAGGCUAGGCACUAGCUUUCCUUAGCGUCUUCUUCUCCAGCCCAGGAUCACACCCUCCACUUUACAGCCAGCUCCUUCGGCUCCGUUAAUCUGGAAGAGCUCCUUCUCUCCCUUUGCCUUUUGUGAUGCUGGCAUUGCCGAAGGCUGUAGCGGCCUGGCCUCUGCAGGUAGGCAGAGGGAAGCGGGAGGUGGGGCGGGGGUGGCCGGGGGAGCAGAGGCUAGAAAGCAGCCGAAGCCAAGGGGCUGAGAGAAUGGAGAACCGUUGACUGGUAGGAGCUGGAAGAUUAAAAGCAAAACUGAAGGGCAGGUGAAUCUCUGUGCAGGCAGAGCUUUGGAAACAAAAGAAAUGGCCACCUACUUGCAAGGCGCAUGGAGAUGAUGGAAGCACUGGAGCUCCAUUCCGUCCUGAAUGAGCUUUCCAACACCUGCAGCCUAACUGCAGGCAAGAGUCCCACCUGCCUCCUCUCCUGAUAGGGUGGCUCCCAUGAAGACUUGAGGGACCCUGAGUGUGUGUCUGUUCCUGGCAGCCCUGCACAUCCCCAGAGAGAGGCUCACUCUGCUUCCCUGCACCAUCAGACAAGCGGAAGCAGGACAUGUUCCAGAACUUCACCCACUGCUUUUGUCUGUGGCACCCACGCCCACUCAGAGAGCACAUGUGCCAAGCUGGGAAUGGGGCAGGCAUGGAAGACUUCCUGAACAGCAGCAGCUCUGACCCCUGAGGUGGGGCCCGUCCCCACAUAAAGGUCAGGAGCACAGACGGUCUCCCCCAGGGCGCACACAGCUGGGCAGUCUCCCGCCACCCUGACUGUGAUCUCUCAUUUCAGCCUGGGCCCAGAAGGAAGAGUCCAUUGCAAGCUUCCUCUCUCCUGUCUGUGCCAGGCCUGAGCCAUCUCAGGAGCCCACAACUCACUCCCCAGCCCCCACGCAAGGCCCAGGGCUCAGUGGCUAUGGUGGUGGCAUCCUGCCCAGCACACACACUCCACCCCUGAGAACACCCAUGCCAAGGGUAUGGGGCCCUUACACAGCCUGGCCUGGUGCAAGCUGGGCUGAGCCCACAGAGGCCCCUGUCCUGGGGGAGGUAGGGGAAGCUGAGUGCUCUCCCCCAUGCAGAGAACUUUCUGAGCUGGGAGCCCCACCCUCCUAAGUGCUUGUCUUCUUUCCUUUCUCCUUUCUUUCUCUUUCUUUUUCUUUCUUUCUUUCUUUUUUCUUCCUUCCUUCCUUCUUUCUUUUCUUUGUCUUUUC